GCAGCAUGAAUAAAAAACUAAAACGACAACAAACAUGGUGAAAGGAAGAAAGGUUGCUCCCAAGAGUCCGGAAGUGAGAGGUAAAAAGCAGACAGACAUGUCUCAGGAGGGGGCCACAGAGGGCUCCAGCACAGAGGACCCUGCCCUCAGUCCCUGCGGCGGCGUUGGGCUUUUCCAGGAGGAUGUGGAAGAAGCCAGCUCUGUGUCAGGCCUGACACCACACGUGCCGGGGGUGAGCCCUGGGGCCCGAGUUCGGGCUGGCAGCAGGAAGAGGGUCCUGAGGGAAGAGACCCAUCAAGGUACCUGCUCCCAGGCUGGGGGUGUGCCUGGGGUCCGCCUGGAGGCUGAGGCCCACUCUAUGGCCCUGGAGCUGCAAGCCGUGGGACAAAGCCAGGAUUUGGUGCCUGGCCCCCAGCUCCACUUCCAGCAGCCCAUGGUGCCUGCUCAGGGGAAGGCUCGGACCUUCAAGAGGCUCCAGGUUUCUCUGCACGACAUCUUCGCUGAAAGUUGGUCCGGGAACCCGUGUAGCGUUCCUCUGGGUCUCCCGGAGAGAGCUUUGGUUGGCGGGGAGAGGUUGGCCGGGGUGGGGACGACAAGCUGCCCCGGGCCAGGAGAGGCCAGAGGAGGUAGGAGUGAUGAAGGAGGCCCCCCCCUCAGCAAAGAGGAGCCCCCCAAAAGGAGCCUUCCAUCCUCACCAGGCCCAGCCCCUGUGGUGGCAAGAAAGAACAACAGGAAGUAUGCAGCCUGCUCAAAGGGUGAGGAGGGGGCAGGUGGCUUCUUGUGGCCUGGUCAGAGCCCUGGUGAGGACAACCCUCCGUGUGAGGGAGGCCGCCCACCACGUGCUGACCUGGAGUCCUUGGGAGACCUUGGCGGUCCUCUCUCUCCCAAGGAGGGAGAGGAGUCUGGGUCAGGAGAUCCAAGUGGAACCUGUGUGGGAUGUGUCUCAGGGACUGAAAAGUUCGAAUAUUUGCCUGCUGCGGGGAAUGGGGCCCAGCCAGGCAGCCCCUGUGACCCUGUUGGGGUCCCACUGCCUGAUGGAGGAGAGUCCCUCAGGCCAGCUGCCUGGGAUCCUCCACAGAGCUCUGCACUGUGCCUGGGAGCGGCCUCCACAGAGUGGCAAGAAGCUGAGCCCCAAGUCGGGGCUGGCUGUGAUGACGGCCCUGCUGUCUCACACAGUCAGGCGGAGCUGGAGGUCAAGGCUCAGCCAGAGUCCAGGGGGAGGCUGGGACAAAGACCCCCUGCUCCCACUGACGGCCCCUCCAGCUCCCUGGAGCCUGCAACCAGCAAGCCUCGCUCAGGCCCAUCCAUGGGACAGAGAAGAUCCAAGUAUGCUAAGAGGUCGAGGAGAGGCCCAGUGCCCCGUGCCCAGCACCAGGGCGCAGACAGGAGUGCAGACGACUCCAGCCAGGACCAGCCAGAGGAAUCCCGCCCAGGAAGCUUCCCCAAACUGGAGGAAGUGGAAAUGCCCCAUGGGGUGAAGCACGUGUGUUACCUUGGUUCCGGGGCAGUGCUCCACCUCCUGGGGGCCAUCCGCCAUGGCCAGGCAGGGGAGCUGCAGCCUCCAAAGCUAGAGGUUCUGGAGGACAUGAUGGAGGUCAGCUUAGCAUCGCCUGUCCAGAGGCCCAGAAGGAAGGAAAGGCCCAGGGCCCAGGGCCCCACCGGGUGCCAGGAGGGGGCUCCUCUUCGUGAGGCCUGUGCUGAGUGUCCCGGGUGCGGCCCAGGGGAGGCUGAAGAGGAGGAGGCUGGUGCACAAGACGGGGGAGAAGACUCAGCUCAGCUUCAGCCCCACCAGGAAAAGCUAUCCCUGGAUAUUGGGGUACGGGGUACGGUGGUCCAUGCCAUGCAGGAGGUGCUGUGGAGUCGCCUCCAGGAGCUCCCAAAUCUGGUGCUGAGUGAGGAGGCGGUGGAGGGCAUUGCUGCUGGUAUUGAGAUAGCCCUCUUCGACCUGACACAAGCCACCAGCUGUCGCUACAAGACCAAGUACCGCAGCCUGCUGUUCAACCUGCGCGACCCCCGGAAUCCGGACCUGUUUCUCAAAGUGGUUCGGGGAGAUGUCACCCCCCACGACCUGGUGCGGAUGAGCUCCACCCAGCUGGCCCCCCAAGAGCUGGCCCGCUGGCGGGACCAGGAGGAAAAAAGGGGCCUGGAGAUCAUUGAGCAGCAACAGAAGGAGCCGUGCAGCCUCCCAGCCUUCAAACUGACCCACAAGGGUGAGGUCGAGAUCCUGCGGGACGUGGACCAGACGCUGACCUUGGAGGAUCUGGUGGGACCCAUGGUGUCCAUAGACUGCAGCCCACUGGCCCUGCCUGCCACACUGAAGGCCACCCCGGAGCAGAACGAGACCACCACGGAUUGGAAGCCCUCGGGUGAGCUGCCAGGCUCCUUCAAAGCUACUGGGAGGAUAGGGGACAGUGUCUUUCAGAGAACCCCAAGGCCAACCCUCGCGUCCUCUCCAGAGGUGCCCCAAACUAGGGAGAAGUGUCCCACACAGCUCCAGGACAGGCUCCAGAUGCAUGCUGGGCCCACAAAGGCCCUGCCCAGCCAGCCACCCUGGGAGGGAGCUCUGGACAUGUUCUCCAUCAAGCGGUUCAGGGCCAAGGCCCAGCUGGUGUCUGGAAACAGUUGUCGGCUCCUCAUGACCCUGCCUGAGGUGAUCCGUUCAGCAGGCUGCAUCCCCUCCAAUACUGUCUGGGAACUUUUGGCCAGCAUCUGCCCGGCCGAGGCCAAGGACAUCUGCGUGGCCAGACUGUGCCCACACGGGCCUCGGGACACCCAGAACUGCCGGCUGCUCUACUCCUAUCUCAACAACAAGCAGCGCCAUGGCCUGGCAGCCGUGGAGCACGUGGGCGUGGUCCUGCUGCCCCUGCCGGCCUUCCAGCCCCUGCCCCCCAGACUGCGCCCUCUGGGAGGCCCUGGCCUGGAAGCCGCCCACUCAAGCCUGGUCCUAGCCGUGCUGCUCCCCAAGGCAGGGCUUCCAGACACAGCGGAGUCCGGCCCUUUGUGGGGGAAGGUUCGAAAGAUGGUCUCCUUCAACAGAAAAGUAGAGAGAAGAUGCUAUCAGCCAGAGGACAGGAGUCCCAGCGUGGCCCCAAAGGGCUCCCCUCCCCCAAGGGGCACUCUGCAGCCGAGCCAGGGCGAUAGCAGCUUGGCUCCAAGGGGAAUCUGUGCUUGGCAGAGGCCCCCCAGAGGCAGGGGGAGACUGUGGGGAGAGCCAGAGACCUGGCAGAGUCCUGGGCGAGGGCAGCGGCCCCCCAAACCACGCCAAUGCCAGUCCUGGCAACCCUAUUCAGCAGCAUCAUCUGGCCCCGGCCAGCACCUCCACAGGGCCUCCUGUCCCCACCAGGCCCUGCUCCAGCAUCUGGAAUCUCUGGUGUCCAUGAGCCACCAGCUCCAAGCCUCACUGAGAUCCCCAGGCCAGGGGCUCUUCCCCCCAACCCCUGCCCCACCCCCUGCGGCCCCUGGAAUUCUUGGCCUACUUUGCCAGCCCCCUAUAGCUCCAGAGCCCCCUGGCCAGGCUUCUGACUCUUUGGGUCCUACAGGUGGAGCUGGCUCUGAGUGUACCUUCCCUGGAGAGACCUGACUCUCAUUACCCACCAGAAGAGAGACAUUGAUUCCGUCCCCGGGAUGGAAUCCUGAGCUGUUCCAGAGGGAGGGGCAGAGGAAGAGGGGAGGGCCAGCUGUUUUGAGAUUCUUG
Messenger RNA from Zalophus californianus (California sea lion), 3694 nucleotides. RefSeq names its product SPOC domain containing 1 (gene SPOCD1). The transcript is spliced from 16 exons. Lineage: Eukaryota; Metazoa; Chordata; Mammalia; Carnivora; Otariidae. The coding region runs from base 35 to 3580 and encodes 1181 amino acids. Gene Ontology annotation, cellular component: nucleus. Gene Ontology annotation, biological process: DNA-templated transcription. The record is from RefSeq and is a predicted model, not a curated record.